CACUUAGCUACUUUCAUUCCCUCAGUAGCUCUUUCCUUCAUUAACAUACUUGUUCUCUCUCUCUCUCUCUCUCUCUCUCUCUCUCUCUCUCUCUCUCUCUCUCUCGCUUAGUGGAACUGGAGGGAGCUAAGGAAAUGAAGUGUGUACGAAGGAAAAGCUUUGGUUAAAAUUGUUGCUUCUGUUUUGACUCUCACUCUCACUCUCUCUCUCUCUCUCAUCUGGGUUCGGUUAGUUUUGUUUGAUGGGUCAUAAUUCUCUGCAAGUUUGCAUGGAUUCAUCUGACUGGCUACAGGGAACGAUUCGCGAGGACUCUCCGAUGGACUCGUCCUCGCCGUUAUCCGGUGACAUGUUAACGUGCUCGAGGCCGUUGGUCGAGCGGAGGCUGAGGCCCCAGCAUGAACAAGCCCUCAAGUGCCCUAGGUGCGAUUCCACCCACACCAAGUUUUGCUACUACAACAACUACAGCCUCUCCCAACCUAGGUACUUUUGCAAGACCUGCAGAAGGUACUGGACCAAAGGCGGGACGCUCAGAAACAUCCCCGUCGGCGGCGGGUGUAGAAAGAACAAGAAAGUUUCUUCCAAGAAACCCAAUGAUCAGAGCCCUUCAUCGUUGAUGAACCAACACCACCACCCUGGAUCAUCUUCGUCGUCGAUAUCUCACAUCCCAACUGAUCUCCACCUUUCUUUUCCCGAUCAGAUGCAGUUCUCACACCUCAAUAACUUGAUGCUUGGAAGUAAUAUGAACCCUAGUAGCUUCAUGGACAAUAGUAACCCUAGACCUAUUGAUUUCAUGGAGAGCAAGUUGGAGGCUAUAGUGGGGAAUGCCAGGAACUAUGAUUUCAUGGGGGGUGGUGCUGAUUUGGGUAUGAUGGGUGGAUAUGGAAAUAAUAUGGGUGGAGUUAGUCAUGGAUUAGAACAUCAGUCAAGCUUUCAUGGCAUUUGCUCAUCUCCAUUUGGGAUGUCAUCAAUUGAUGGGCAGAAUGGUAAUUUCAUGGACAGUUGCCAGAGGUUAAUGUUGCCGUAUGAUCAAGCAAAUCAUGAGGAUCAUCAUCAAAUUAAUGCAAUGGAUGUGAAACCAAACACGAAGCUCUUAUCACUUGAGUGGCAAGACCAAGCUGGUUGCUCUGACCUUGGAAAGGACUCAUUUGGGUACCUCAAUGGCCUAGGAUCAUGGAGCAAUGUGAUGAACAGUUAUGCCCCCUCCACAACAAAUCCAUUAGUCUAAUUACGUAAUUAGGUGUGAUUAGUGACUUCAAUUAAUUAUAAAUCAUCUGCAUUUAGAUCCGUAGGUUAUUUACUACUACUAUGACUACAUGCACUGCCAGUUCUCUAUGCAUGUAUGUGAUGAGUCGACAUCAAAUACAUGCAUAUAUGCAUAUAGGUGCCAAAAUAUCACAUUGCCGAUUCUCAAGAUAAUGUACGUCUUUUAGAAAAACGGUUUAAUUUCCUCGUGUUUUUCCUUUCUGUGGGGUGGUUGGGUUGGGGAGUGGUUAUGUAUGGAGGUGGCAUUGCUUUCAUCUUUAUUGACUUAACAAAGAGUGUGUGAAUGGGAGCAUGGAGAGUCCAGAACUGAGUACUGCAUUUGGCUGCAAGAUAUGAUUGGUUUUUGUUGUAUUAUUAUUAUUA
This is a messenger RNA of Malus domestica (apple), 1626 nucleotides long. Its product is annotated as dof zinc finger protein DOF5.6. NCBI's taxonomy places the organism in Eukaryota, Viridiplantae, Streptophyta, Magnoliopsida, Rosales, Rosaceae. Gene Ontology annotation, biological process: regulation of DNA-templated transcription. The record is from RefSeq and is marked provisional. Gene Ontology annotation, molecular function: DNA binding; DNA-binding transcription factor activity.